AUGUACCUGGUCACUGUGUAUGGAAACAUGCUCACCAUCUUGGCGAUCAGUACAGACUCUCACCUUCACACACCCAUGUACUUCUUCCUCUCCAAACUCUCCUUUGUGGACAUCUGUUUCACUUCCACCACCAUCCCCAAGAUGCUGUGGAUCAUCCAGACACAGAACAAAGCUGUAACUUAUGAAGGCUGCAUCAUCCAGAUUUAUUUUAUUAUACUCUUUGCAGUGUUGGAUGUCUUUCUCCUGACCAUAAUGGCCUAUGACCGGUAUGUGGCCAUCUGCCACCCCCUGCACUACAUGGUCAUCAUGAACCCCCAGCUCUGUGGACUGCUGGUCCUGGUGUCCUGGCUCUCUGUUGUGUCCCUAUUUUAUUGUACGAUGCUAGGGGUGUACCUUAGCUCUGCUGCUACCCAGAGCUCACAUUCAAGUGCAGCAUCCUCAGUGAUGUACACUCUGGUUACGCCCAUGUUGAACCCCUUCAUCUACACUCUGAGGAACAAAGACAUAAAAAUGGCUCUGAGAAGAUUAAUUGGGAUGUCUUUUAUGUAA
Manis javanica (Malayan pangolin) is the source of this 549-nucleotide messenger RNA. The record is from RefSeq and is a predicted model, not a curated record. Lineage: Eukaryota; Metazoa; Chordata; Mammalia; Pholidota; Manidae.